AUGUCCACACAUAGUGAGCCUGACCCCAAUCGGGGACCCACGGAGACCGAGGCGCCCCGGAUCCGCAGCGUUGCGGGCUCAGAGCCGGCUGCUCCUCGCCUGCCCAAUUGGUUCGUGCGUGCUGUGCGUGCCAUGUUUGGGUAUCGCAAGACGUCGUUGACCUUCUUGGUCUUUGCCACGUUGCUCGCCACGGUCGUGCUUUCCGCGGCAGACAACUCGCUCGAAUAUACCGUGGACUUGCCCGCCGACGCAUUCGAAAGGGCCGUGCUCGACUAUUCGUGGUCUGUUCUCCAGGAGAUUGGCGCCCACGAACACACGUACACAUCGAGAAACAACGACAAGGUCCACGCCUUCUUGGAGAAGGAAAUCGUGGGUCUCACGGGGAGCUCGGCGUUCAUGGAGUACGACAAUGACCUCAACUACACGAACAACAUCAUGUUCGCCGUCAAGUAUCUCAACUACGACUCGGUGUCGUACUACGAGAGCAACAAUUUGUUGGUGCGUGUCAAUGGAACCGACGACUCCUUGCCUGCGCUUUUGCUCAGCUCUCACUAUGACUCCGUGCCAUCUGCGUUUGGAAUCACCGAUGACGGGAUGGGCGUGGCGUCCAUGAUGGGGCUCUUGAAGUACUUCGCCGCGGAAGGCACCCCACGGCCCAAGCGUACCAUCGUCUUCAACUUCAAUAACAACGAGGAGUUCGGGCUUUACGGAGCGCACUCGUUCCUCAAGCACCCUUGGUUUUCUCAGAUCCGCUACUUUUUGAACUUGGAAGGCACGGGGGCCGGAGGGAAGGCUAUUUUGUUCCGAGGCACCGACUACGGCAUCGUGAAACACUUCUCCUCCGUUAGAUAUCCGUUUGCCACUUCUUUGUUUCAGCAAGGUUUCAACAACAGACUCAUCCACAGCGAGACAGACUAUUCUGUCUACAAGGAUAAGGGCGGCAUCAGGGGCUUGGACUUGGCUUUCUACAAACCUAGAGAUCUCUACCACACGGCAGGUGACAAUAUCAAAAACGUCAACGUUAAGUCUUUGUGGCACAUGCUUUCCUCGGCCUUAGAUUUCACAGUCCACGUGGUGGAGGAUGAAAUCGACUUGGAUCGCUCGCCGCAGCCGGUGAAAUUCGACGAUUUCUCGGCGUACACAUCAUUCAUGAAUGUCUUCUUCGCUGCUCCAAUCUCGAAAAUUGUUGUUCUCAAUAUUGCGCUUCUUGUCGUGGCCCCCAUUAUAUCACUUCUUUUACUCAUCGUCAUUUUUAAUGGCCGCAAAGCCUGGAAUUUCAACUUUGUCAACGUUAUGAAAUUUCCUUUAUCCUUCGUUGUUUCCGUCGCUAUAUUAAGCUUUUGUUUUGAUGUGUUUGUCAUCCCAAACAAUGUUUUCUUGGCCAAUAACUCCAUCAUUAGCCUCGCUGCAACUUUAUUUGCUUCUUUUUUGUUGUUGAACUAUGCAAUUUUAAAUGGAAUUAAUGCUCUUUUAGGAAGCUGCAAAGGUCACCAACAUGACGAGAAACUCAUCGUUAUCCUCGAAACCAGCUCUCUAUACUGGGUGGCGUUGCUCUGGUCGACCAUCAAGCUCUCUAAAAAUAGAAUUGGCAAUGACCACACCGGAGAGUUUCUUGUCCCCGUUCUUUUUAUACUCCAUUCUUUUGCUGCCAUCCUUGGAUUGGUGGGCUGGAGUUUCAAAAAAUCACUUAAGAAACAACGCACCGGCAACCAUGAUGACCGCCAGCCUCUUUUGCACAAUGUCAGCGAACGGCAGUACGAGGCUGAGGGAGUAUGUGACAUACAUCAUGAGAAAUCAUUCUCAUAUGACUGGCUCAUCCAAUUCUUAAUCAUCGUACCUAUUUCUUCAUAUGCCAUUUACAACUCCGGCUUCUUGAUAUUGGAUGGAAUCAACAAAUCAAUUCAGGAGUCCCUUGCAGCUCAAGAAAUGAUCUACAAAUUCUUGAAAACAUUUGCUAUUGUCUGGUCUAUCCCUUUUUUGCCAUUCAUCUUUAAAGUCAACAAAAUAAUGGUUUUAGUUCUUUUUGUUGUACUUGUCCAUGGGCUUGUCAUGGUAGCUGUGAGAUCGCCUUUUGACCAAUCAAACCCUUUGAAACUAAGAUUCCUCGAGACAAUCGACUUGGAUACGAGCCCGCCUUCUAAUGAAAUUUCGGUAAGUGGUCGCCUGUCAUCUUUGGUUGAGUCAAUUCUCAGGGAUAUGCCAUCUUUUAAGGCUGAUAAAAGUAAUAUGACAACAACUGAUGUUGGUGAUGGUAUGCUGAUCUAUUCUUGGAACUCUCCUUUGCACCCACAUUUGAUGCCCAAUUUGAAACUGCCAGAUCAGCUUCUCUCCAUUGACGUGCUCAAGAACUCAUCCUCCAUAUCUGAUGCUCCUUUUGGUAUGCUCACAGGUGAAAUAAAAAUCAACGUGCCGAAAAACCGAAACUGCAAGGUGGAUUUCAAAAUCUCCGAUUCAUUAGUGAGGAUAAUGGACGGGCAGCAAUCACAGAAAUCUCACUCCCCUGUGAAGAGCGUGACAGUUUAUACCGAUAAAAAGCCCAACAACAAGACUAACUUUAUUAAAGGGGGGUUUGCUGAAAGCUUUUCGAAAGAUGCGAACGGCAACUACGUUUUUAAGGACUUUGAGGGAAUCAAUCAGCUUCAAUUGAACAAACUUGAUUGGGAUAAGCCUUAUCAUUUAGGUUUUCAAUGGAUUCCAGAUGUUGCAGAAAACUCGUAUCACAGCGAAAUCCUGAAAAUUGACGUCAAGAAAUUGGGAGUUUCAAUCGAGUGUUACUGGAGCGAGCUAGAGUAUGUCUUUUCCGGGCCUGGACUGAGCCUGGAAUCAGAAUUUUCAAUUCCCGCAUAUGAUGAGCUUCUACACUACAGCCCAAAUUAUGUGAGUUGGGCGAAUAAAGAUAGAGGACUCGUCUCUGUGAAGAAGUAUGUGGAGUUGUAG
Molecule: messenger RNA, 2937 nt
Organism: Metschnikowia bicuspidata var. bicuspidata NRRL YB-4993
Lineage: Eukaryota; Fungi; Ascomycota; Pichiomycetes; Serinales; Metschnikowiaceae
Exons: 2
Coding region: 1-2937 (978 amino acids)
Biological process (GO): proteolysis
Molecular function (GO): metalloexopeptidase activity
Source: RefSeq, a predicted model, not a curated record